GCGGGGAGGAGCCGGGAGUGUCGGAAUGCGGCAGGCCGCUGUGGACGCCAAGGGUUGAACCGAGCUGUCUGGCUUUCUGAAGGGUGGGCCGGGCUCCUUUUGGUCUAACAGCCAUGUCCACCUUCAGGCAGGAGAAUGUGGAGGACCAUUAUGAGAUGGGAGAAGAGUUGGGCAGUGGCCAGUUCGCCAUUGUGCGGAAGUGCCGGGAGAAGAAAAGCGGCCUGGAGUAUGCGGCCAAGUUCAUCAAGAAGCGGCGCCUGUCGUCCAGCCGGCGGGGCGUGAGCCGGGAGGAGAUCGAGAGGGAGGUGGACAUCCUGCGGGAGAUCCAGCACCCCAACAUCAUCACGCUCCACGACAUCUUCGAGAACAAGACGGACGUGGUGCUGAUCCUGGAGCUGGUCUCGGGGGGUGAGCUCUUUGACUUCCUGGCCGAGAAGGAGUCCCUGACGGAGGAAGAGGCCACCCAGUUCCUCAAGCAGAUCCUGGACGGGGUCCACUACUUGCAUUCCAAGCGCAUAGCGCACUUCGACCUGAAGCCCGAGAACAUCAUGCUGCUGGACAAGAAUGUGCCAAACCCCCGCAUCAAACUGAUUGACUUCGGCAUUGCUCACAAAAUCGAAGCAGGGAAUGAGUUCAAAAACAUCUUUGGGACCCCGGAGUUUGUAGCCCCUGAAAUAGUGAACUACGAGCCCCUGGGGCUGGAGGCUGACAUGUGGAGCAUCGGGGUCAUCACAUACAUUCUUCUAAGUGGCGCCUCUCCGUUCUUGGGCGAAACGAAGCAGGAGACGCUGACGAACAUCUCCGGCGUGAACUACGACUUCGACGAGGAGUAUUUCAGCAACACCAGCGAGCUGGCCAAGGACUUCAUCCGGCGCCUGCUUGUCAAAGAUCCCAAGAAGCGGAUGACAAUUGCCCAGAGCCUGGAGCAUCCCUGGAUUAAGGUGAUCAAGAGGAGGAACGUCCGCAAUGAAGACAACGGCAGGAAGCCGGAGAGGCGGCGUCUCAAGACCACUCGGCUCAAGGAGUACACCAUUAAGUCCCACUCCAGCAUGCCCCCCAACAACACCUACGUCAACUUUGAGCGCUUCUCCAAGGUCCUGGAAGAGGUGGCUGCGGCUGAGGAGAGCCUCCGGGAGAUGGAGAAGAACAAGAAGUCCUUCCGGGAGGACAUCGAAGCCUUGCGCUCCAUCUACGAGGAGAAGGAGUCCUGGUACAAGGAGGAGAAUGAGAGCAUCCGCCAGGACCUGCGCCAGAUCCGGCAGGAGCUGCAGAAGACAGAGGCCCUGAAAAAGCAGACCCAGGAGGAGACCAAGAGCACCCUGCUGGUGGCCAGUGGGCUCAAACGGCGCUACCGGAAGCUGGAGAACCGCUAUGAGGCUCUGGCCAAGCAGGUGGCCUCGGAGAUUAAGUUUGUGCAGGAGCUGGUGCGGUCAAUGGAGCAGGAGAAGCUGCAGGGUGGAGAUGGGGACUGCAGCAUUCGCUAGCCUUCAUCCUCUGAGCUUGUGGGGCUGGGGAGGAGGACACUGCGGGGGGAAGAAUACCUUUGCCAUGGCCUGUAUGGAUGAGACACCCAAUCUGUGCCCACUUGAGCUUCACCUAUUUGCUAGGAGCCCGAGAAGCUUGGCCUUAAUGGCAUAAAAUGGUAGACUGCAGCAGCACUUAGUACACAGGUAUGACAACCUGGACACUACAACUCCCAUCAUGCAAUGUUUCUGAUCCAAAUUGUAGUCUGCUGAGCCCACUGCAUGCUGGGACCUGUAGUCUUACCCAAAUUGCCCCAUCAUAUUAAAGGACAAGGCUUCACUAUUUAUGGGCUAGUCUCCUACCAGCCCCCUGUUUUGAGGGUAUAUUGACAAUAGCAGCUUUUAAUUACUUGCGAGUGGGUCCAGCCCUUGUUCAAGGACUUGGGCUGUUUCUUACUCUGAAGUUAAUGAAAUCACUUGCUGAUCAUUCUCAAUGUUCCAUCUCUCUUCCCUGCUGGCUCUGACCACCAGCAGCGAAAGCUCUGACUUGUCUAAUUCCCAGGAGCCAUGGCUGUGGCUAUGCUGACCUGGGUACUGCGGCCGUUUGGAUUUCUAGAGUAUUCUGGCAGCGGGAGCUGCUCUUGCAAGUUCACAAGACUCUUGCCUGUCCGGGGGAAGAGACCAGUGGGUGUUCCCAGAUAACUAGUUCCAUAGGGGAGAGCUGAACGGCUUGUGGGGGCCCCUGAUCUGGGCAUUGUACGGACUGUCUCGAUAGCUCCUGACAUGUUUGGAGAUUGAAGAGCCAAACCCUUUGGAAAAGAGGCUUCUAACUGGCCAGUCCGUAACCUGGCUGUCAAGCCCUCCUGACCUGGGCAACUUGCCUUAGCCAACCUCCUUAGCCGGCUCGUGCAGUGGCGGCCUGUCUGUACUCUCGCCCGUAGAAUCUCUUUCGCUGAUUUGCAGGCUCCUCGAGAGCUGUUGCCUCAGCAGUGUGACCUACCUUCCUUCCUUCUCGGGAGCUGCCUGUGUCCCUCAGCGACCCAAGUGCUGCUUUAUUCCCUGGUGUGAGGGGAGGGCUUUAAUUUCUUUUUAACCUCUCCAAGCCACUCUGCUGUUGGAAAUAGGCUGCUUGGCAUCAUGCCCAGUACUCCUGACCAGCUUUGCUGGCCACAGGAGGGCCUAAGGGUCUCGCCUCACUCCUGCUCCUUGUUCUGCGUGUUCCUAACCGCUGCUUGUCACCGACCAGAUCUUCAAUUUCAAUCCAGCCCUCGUGGCCUGAUUCAGUGUUUGACCCUCUAGGGCCUAAUGCCCUUGCACGUUUCUCCCUCGCCCUCUCCUUAUGUUCAUCAUGUGCAGAAGCCACUUGUCAGGGCUUGUCCCUUUUCUCCCCUACUCCCACCCCACCUUUGAGCCUGAACUGGCCUCUGGGCACUUCCCAUGUCCCUGCAUGUUGCCAGCAUGCGCCAGCUCAGGGCCUGUGGUCUAUAGUGUUUGAUUUGUCACUUCCCUGGAGUUAUUCCCUUAACACCUUCCAACCAGGGACCUGAGAGUGCUUUGCUGACACCAACUGAACCUCAGUUGACCCUGUGAGCAGAAUCCGUAUAUGUUUCUAGAGUGAACUGAAUUGCACAGUCAAGUCAUGGGAACAGAACCCAGGAGUCCUGCCUUCCAUCUUGACCCACUAGCCAAUCCUCUUGCCUGCAAGCUAAACCCCAUUUCUGCCUCCACCACCCAUGUCUAGUUACAGCUUCUCUGUGGCCUGUUACCCAGCCAAGUUUAACUUCAUGUUUUGUCGUCAGCAAAACAUUUGCUGCCCCCUUGCUGCAAUGUACCGACAGCUGCUUUGAUAGUUCAAGGCAACUAUUUGACUCUAUAGUGUACCUUGAAUUUCAGUUUCCCUAACUUUGACCCUUACAGCCAUGUUCUGUCUUCAACCCCACGUCCAAUCGGUUUACUUUCUUGGCUUCCCUCCCGUCUGUUCUAGCCUGGGUUUGCUCUACACAACCACCCAGUGCAAGAAAGAAUCUAUAUGCAGACUGGAAGUGGUGGGGGAAGAAACCAUCUCAAGCUGGAAAACAAUAAUCAGGCUGCAAACGUGGCAUGUGCAGCUUGUCUGGUUUCUUCUAGUCUGUGGACUCUAGCAUCUGGAGGGGAAGAAUGCCAAGAAUGCCCUGGAAGCAGUGAGGAAUUUGUUGCUUUAUGGCUUGAAAAGCCAUGCAGGCUAGUGGCUCCAUUGUUGGAGAGUCCCUUUUCAACUGGUCUCUCUAAACCCCUGCUUUCUUCCAUGUCACUCUGUCUUGUCCUUUUAAGCAAUCUAUGACCAAAGACUUUGAAUCUCACAGGGGCCCAGUCCUUGCAGUUGCCAGAUACCCUCCUGUCCUAUCAUUUUCACUGGGAAUAAAGGGUUGCUUGACACUUCCUAGGAUCAGGUCCCACAUCUGCAGGGAGCGUGACUUCUACUCUGCGCUCAUGUCACUUGUUGCCAGGCUGUGUAACCAGAGAGGGAGUAGGACCCUGGCAGUCGCAGUUCAGGGCUGGGUGGUGCAAGGUUGUAUCCUGGGUGUGGUCAGAUGUGACAGCAGCUACACCUAGAAAUCUCUCGACCGUUGUCUUUACCCAGCUUAAGGAUUUGGGCUCCAUACUGUAAAAUGAAAGAGCAAGAAAAUGCCUAGCGGAGAAUAUUGCUGUUGCCUCUUCCUCUGCAGAAGCAACGUUUGAUGCACUUAUCUCAUUCCAAUUGUAUUCCCCUUUUCUCCUGUGCCAUAGCUCCGGAGGCCGUGGAUUCAAAAAGCAGCCCCGUGCCUGUGUAAGGUGCAGCAUUGAGGGCUGUCAGGUAACUCUUGAACUCUGAGCUGUAGUGCCCCCGGUGCUGCCUCAGCGAUGAAAUAGACCCGUGCGUUUGUGCCAAUCCGAGUCAAAAGCACCAUUGCAUGUGCCGUACCCCAGCACCCAACUUCCGUAACGAAGUGGACACCGGCCAGAGGGCGCUUUCAGGCAAACUUGUUCUAGUGGAACAGAAAUGUCUGUGUGAAAUGAGGGAGAGGCCGGGACUGGUUCAUCUCUAGGCCUGUUUGGCUACACAGUCGAUCAGAGAAACCAGAUACUGAACCAAGAGAUGUUGGUUGCCAAGAUCUGCAGAAAACUUGUGUUUUCCCAGCUUCUUUCCAGCCUGUGAUGUGUGAUGUCUAAGUGUCCUUUCCGUACCAGUGUGCUGUGCGUUCUGAGGGCCUGGAGGAGGGAACCUUGCAGCCACUCUUGUGUGUUCCUGGUUUUUGAAUACCUUUACCCCCUGUCCUCGAGAAAGCAGGUGCUGGUGCGGGAUUAAAUAGAUGAGGGGAGGCAGGUGUGAACUACCAGGUGAGCAGUGAGGUCUGUCCAUGGGCUGGUCUCGAGCUGCUCGGAUGAGUUGGGAGCCCCAUGGUGUGCCUGAGUGAAUUGCACUGUGGCAAUCCUUGACUGUCCUUGAGCAAGGACUUAGUGUCUCUUCCCAUCCAGGGAAAGUCCUUAGUCACUCCCUGAAGCUGCAUGUUGAUGUCAACACAGGGCCUUGAGGAGGGAGAAGAGCAUGGGCUGGAUCUUGGGGAAUCCCGAUGCUUGUCGUGAAUGUGACAGUGGGGCAGAUAGAAACUCCUGUGUGAAAGCCACUAGUCACUGGGACCCCUGGCCCCUUCUGAGAGAAAGUCUCCACUCUGCCUAGGGGUCCCCAAAGGAAAGGCUGAGAGAGGUCUCUGGGGAACAGCGGCUCUGCCAUUGCUUGGGGCAGGGACUUGACUGGUUUGUAUCCGAACCUAAGGUUGAAAGGCAGAUGGUGCCUCCAGCUCCCUGCCUGAACCCUGUGGUGGAAGGAGAGCUGUAGCACAGCAGCAACAACUAGCAGCCAAUCAGUGUUCAACUUUGCCUGAAGGGAGUUGGGGGUUGGCCAAUCACUGACUGUCAGUGUAGACAGAGGCUGAGCCCUUUUUUUUGGUUUACCCACUUGGCUGUCUGGGCUCAGGGGUCGUGUUGGUCUGUGCCAUGCCCUAGUGCCGGUGUAGCAGGGAGCUGUAUUAACCUUGGGCUAGGUUCACUUUUAGUAGGAAGAAGUGACCCUAUGUACCCCUCUGCUCUGGGACACACAAUCCAGUACCAAUGGGUUACACCAGCCUGUCUUUUAUUUUAAAGGAAUAAAGAUUUCUGUAUCAACAGGC
Messenger RNA from Chelonoidis abingdonii (Abingdon island giant tortoise), 5650 nucleotides. It is a transcript of the gene DAPK3, whose product is annotated as death associated protein kinase 3. Gene Ontology annotation, biological process: protein phosphorylation; intracellular signal transduction; positive regulation of apoptotic process. Gene Ontology annotation, cellular component: cytoplasm; nucleus. Lineage: Eukaryota; Metazoa; Chordata; Testudines; Testudinidae. The record is from RefSeq and is a predicted model, not a curated record. Gene Ontology annotation, molecular function: protein serine/threonine kinase activity; ATP binding.